AUGUUGGCUGAUUUCUUGACAGAAUUCACCAACCUGCCUAUGACCCAAGAAUGGCAAAAAGACGAGACAUGGGUAGUCUAUGUAGAUGGAUCCUCUACAAGGAAAAACGAAGGAGCCGGUGUUGUAUUAAUCACCCUGGAUGGAGAAGAAUUAUGCAGUUCCCUAAGGUUGGAAUUCAAGACCACCAAUAAUGAGGCCGAGUAUGAGGCAGUUCUAGCAGGACUUGGUUUGGCCCGAGAGAUGGGAGCUGAGUUUGUUGAACUACGGAGUGACUUGCAGGUGAUUGUCGGGCACAUCCAAGGAGAGUUUGAAGCCAGAGGAGAAUGCAUUCAAGAAAUUCUGUAUUAUAAGAUCCCAAGAGAAGAGAAUGAACGAGCUGACCAGUUAGCCCAAAUGGCAUCGACAGCAGUUAGCAGUACUGAAGAGCCUGAAGAGUCAAUCCAUACUUUAGCAAGACCUGCCAUAACCGACACUGUCUCGAUCUCGGUUACCGAGACCGUACCGAAAUGGCAGAGGAGCAUAAGGGAGUAUUUGGAACAAGGAGUUCUCCCGUUAGAUAAGAAGUCGGCAACGCAAGUUAAAACUAGAGCUGCCAGAUUCACUAUCAUUAACAGGGCUCUAUACAAACGGGGCUUUAUGCUACCACUCCUCAAGUGUAUUUCUAAGGAAGAAGGUGAUUAUGUCCUUCGCAAGAUUCAUGAAGGUAUCUGCGGCGGCCACUCGGGAGCAAGAGUAUUGGCGCUUAAAGCAAUCAGGGCCGCAACCCCCAGAAGAUUUGAGUUCAAUCUCUUCGCCACGGCCUUUCUCACAAUGGGGGGUGCAUAUAGUAGGACCACUAUCUCGUGGAAAGGGGGUGUUCGGUUCACAGUUGUAGCAGUAGAUUAUUUCACCAAAUGGGCAGAAGUAGAGGCCCUAGUGAAUAUUACAGCCAAGAGCAUCGAACGGUUCUUAUGGAAGAACGUCAUAUGCCGCUAUGGUAUUCCUCAUGCGUUUAUAACUGAUAAUGGGAAGCAAUUUGACUGCGAGUCAUUCCGAGAAUGGUGUGCAAAACUUCAUGUAAGAAACUAUUACUUCUCCCCAUCUCAUCCCCAGGCAAAUGGGCAAGUAGAAGCCACCAACAAGACAAUUUUUAAAAUUCUGAAGAAGAAACUUGGAGAUCAGAAGGGAGAUUGGGCAGAUGAUCUUCCAGAAGUUUUGUGGGCAUGUCGAACAACCAAAAGAAUACCCACCAAGGAGACUCCAUAUGCCUUCGCUUUCGGGACCAAGGCGGUCAUCCUAGCCGAGAUAGGCUCGGGAAGUUACCGAGUCGAGUCCUUUCAUUCCAAGACUAAUGAUGAAGGGCUCAAACUACACUUGCACCUACUACAGGAAAAGCGGGACCAGGCCCAAGUAACCAUGUCAGCAUACCAGGAGAAAGUGGCUCGGUAUUUUAAUAAAGGAGUCAACACAGAAGCUUCAAGAUCGGGGACCCAGUUUUACGCAAGAUCACCAUUGCUACCAAAGACCCUGCGAAAGGAAAAUUAG
Corylus avellana is the source of this 1524-nucleotide messenger RNA. Lineage: Eukaryota; Viridiplantae; Streptophyta; Magnoliopsida; Fagales; Betulaceae. The record is from RefSeq and is a predicted model, not a curated record.